AUGUCAAUAAAGGUACUGGUGGAAGGUGAGGUACUAAAUAUUGUAGCUGCAUAUGCUCCCCAAGUGGGUUGUAGCCAAGCAGAGAAAGACAAUUUUUGGACUUCCCUAGAAUACACUCUUCAAUUAAUAUCUCCUAAAGAAACUACUUUACUGGGAGGUGAUUUAAACGGCCACAUCGGAGAAGCAAACAGCGCUUUCAAAAGGGUGCACGGAGGUUACGCAUACGAAACACUAAACGAUGCUGGUAAAGUCAUUCUCUCCACGGCAGCAGCCUUCGAUCUUGCUAUUGCCAAUUCCUUCUUCGCUAAAAAGAUCGAACAUCUGAUCACGUAUAAAAGCGGCCAAACAUCUUCACAGAUUGACUACAUACUAAUCAACCGAGCUCACAUUGGCCGUGUAACAAAUUGUAAGGUUAUUCCGGGAGAAUGCGUCGCCCCCCAACACCGUAUUGUUGUAAUGGACGUGCUAUUCAAACGACAUCCCAAGGAAAAACCAACUCAAAUUCCUGAACUCACCAAAUGGUGGAACCUAAAAGGUGAGAAAAUUCCCGAGUUCUGUGAACAUCUUGCUGAUUUAAAGGUUGAUGUUAAAUCAGAUAUUGACAACAUAUGGGAACAUUUACGAUUUUAA
Molecule: messenger RNA, 630 nt
Organism: Parnassius apollo (apollo)
Lineage: Eukaryota; Metazoa; Arthropoda; Insecta; Lepidoptera; Papilionidae
Source: the annotation of a GenBank genome assembly